CUGUGACACAGGAAAACAUGAAUAGGGGCGAGCUUCCUCACCUGUCUCACCUUACCUGUUCAAACAAACGGCUCCGUUUGAAACUCGACCCAACCCGAAUUCACCGAAUUACACUAGGAAACCAACCGCAAAUGAUAGUUAAAAAAGAAAAGGUGGUCUAAACAAAGUAUUUGUUAGGCCUCUAUCUCCAAGCCAAUUUAGAGGCAUGGAGCCGACGUACCGCGGUCUAGGGCGCUGUUCCUGCGCCUUUUGGUUGGCAGUGUCCUUCGACAUAUUCGGGCUGCUCGUUCUUUUGAUCGGGGUUUUUGCGGACAUAUUCUUUUAUGACUUUUUAAUCUACGCCGGGGCAAUCAUCAUCUUCCUCAGCCUCGUCUGGUGGGUGUUCUGGUACACGGGCAACAUCGAGGUCCCCCCGGAGGAGCUGGAGGAUGACGUCGGGCUCUUGAAGAAGGAGCGGGGCAUCGCAGGUGCGGUGAGGCGGUUAUCCAGCCGUCUCUCCAACAGUGUCAGGAACUCUCUGCGGCGGAAUGGAGGCCCCCCCCGCGGGGUCGCGAGAAGGGCAGGGACCGGGCUGUCUACGACUCACAUGAGGGAUGCCCAACAGCAACCGAAGCCCCCGCCUGUCGUAUUGGCGAUGGGGCCGCUUGAUGAGGACAUGCACACAGUGUCUGCAUCCGUGGACGCUGACAUACCUGUCCGGCACACAGCUACAGAGACCUCGGCCAUAUGAUGCGCAAUGCGCACAAGGUUAGCCUAUUUCCAAUCAGUCAUUAAGCCAUUUAGGCUAUAGCCUAGGGAUACAUUUUGUUAUUGGACAGGCCUAAUUUUCAUUAAACAUGUGCAUAGAUUAUAGGUUUUAUAGGCCAACUUCAUUCUAGGCUAUUGUUUUUGCUUGAUAAUAGCCCACAACUUUUAUCCACAAUUCAGUAGGCUAUAAUGUUCCUUAUAAUAAAAUGAAAUGACAAUGUGUUCCAGUGAAUGAGGAAAGAAACUGUGUGAUCUAAUGGAAACAGACUUCCUUUAUCUUUCUGUUAACCAUUAACGCCAUUGAAUGGCAGUGCACGCCUAAAGACAAGCCCUGUUCAAACAAUAAAACUGUUUCUGAGAGGGCGAAAUAGAGCUGCUGCUACAUGAAACAAAGAAACGUAGGUUGACCAGCAAUUGUCUAUCUUAGGAGUUAGGACACAUUUUUGACAUCGAUCUAAACUGAUGUAAGCUACAGUAUGACUGUAUGUUGCAACUAUGACAUCAUGAGGUGACUAUAUAUUUUGUCCAACAGAAGUUAGAGGCUUGGCAGCACUGAGCCCCAUAAGGACAUUUCACUUGUCCAUCUCACAAUGUUUACAAGUACAUUUCGUUUUUAAUAUUGUCCUAUGGGCUUUUUUUCUUUGAAACAUUUCAUUUUUAAAAUCAAAUAAUGCUCCUCAGUGAGGACUUUUUGUUUGUUUUAUGUUCAUUUUGUGAAUAAUUUGUGAAUACUUUGUGGAUAAUUGAUGCAAUACUUUGAUAAUACAGAGAUUGUUUUCUAGCAAAUAUGUCAGACUUUCAUUUUUAGGACUAAGUGCUACUGAGAAGGUGUUUGUUGUGAACUUGACCUGGCACCUGUAUUCUACAUCCCCGUCCACAGUGGUGAUAAGCAAUAUUAACGACCUUUGUACCCUAUGGAUUUCCAUACCUUUAUUUAUACAGACAUUACUUUUGUAUGUCCAUAUGGCUGCCUCAUCAUGCUUUAUGAUUCCCAAGGUGAAAACAAAACAUUUUACCUGUUUGUAUUUCCAACCGACAAUUCUCAGAUUUUUGCCAAACACAGUACCUACACAUUGACUAGAGUAACAUAUGAGUGUUACUGUGUGGUGACAACACUUUGAUUAUCUACAAUAGGCUAGCUUAGACCUUGACACCUUGUUACUCCACACAAUAAAGUAUGGGAGCGGUG
Messenger RNA from Salmo salar (Atlantic salmon), 1936 nucleotides. RefSeq names its product transmembrane protein 238-like. The record is from RefSeq and is a predicted model, not a curated record. NCBI's taxonomy places the organism in Eukaryota, Metazoa, Chordata, Actinopteri, Salmoniformes, Salmonidae.